Messenger RNA from Anneissia japonica, 7671 nucleotides. RefSeq names its product ATP-binding cassette sub-family A member 2-like. The transcript has 45 exons. The record is from RefSeq and is a predicted model, not a curated record. Gene Ontology annotation, biological process: lipid transport; transmembrane transport. Gene Ontology annotation, cellular component: intracellular membrane-bounded organelle; membrane. NCBI's taxonomy places the organism in Eukaryota, Metazoa, Echinodermata, Crinoidea, Comatulida, Comatulidae. Gene Ontology annotation, molecular function: lipid carrier activity; ABC-type transporter activity; ATP binding. Bases 148 to 7647 code for a protein of 2499 amino acids.
CCACGACACAGAGACAAGAAUGCACAUACUGUCAACAAAACAGUACAAGUGAUGUAGUGAAAUGCAUUUAACGUUGUAAUUGUAGGUGUAUCAAUGUGGCGAAUAAAUUAAUUAGAGAUAGUUGUUGUUUGAGGUUAGACUGGAGCUAUGGGGUUCUUGCAUCAACUCCGACUUCUACUUUGGAAAAAUCUUGUUUUAAAAAAACGAAGCCCGAUCGUUGUUUUAUUUGAGCUAAUCAUUCCAUUGGUUCUAUUCUUCAUACUGCUCUCAAUUCGUUCACGGAAUCCCUCAGAACCUAAAAAGCAACAAUACUUUGUUGCCCAGCCUCUACCAUCAGCUGGUGUGAUACCUGUCCUCCAACAAUUCUGUCCUCGUACCCACAGAGACAACUUUGGUUUUCCAAAUUAUCCAAAUGCUCAGGUGCGACCUUUUCUAGAAGAGCUUUACCAGGUCAUCCAGGACAAUGACCUUUAUCCUCAAGAUUUUCCCAUCUCUGAUUUGGAGAAAAUGCCAGAUGCAUUGCACGAACUGCUUGCAGAUUACAAUACAAUCGAGAAUCAAUUUUCAAAUUCACAAGACUUAGUUGUCAUUUCCAUUUUAAAUGACCCAGCUGCAUUUGAGGACUACCUUGUUCGAAAUCUGAGUAUACCUGAAGAUGAGGCUGAUCAAAUUAUCCACUCAGAGAUUAACACUCAAGAGAUUUUUCGCUUGCUAUAUGGCAAUCCACCUAGGCCUAUCAAUGACAGUCCUUCCAAAUUCUAUAACUACACUGAUUUCCAGAUGGACUUGAACCAUCGACUGUCUGGGAUCGAUAAUGGCAUGGUUUAUCGGCCGUAUUCCAAUAAAGAUAUUUUCACUCCAGAUGGAAUUGCUGAUGUUCUAUCAUGGACCGGAGGACUGACUAGAACGCAAGCAUCUAUUAAAGCGAUGGUGGCUGACGAUUCAAAUACAACCACACCUCUGAAUGCUACAGAAUUAGUCGAAGACUUUAAGGAUAAUUUAGUGAGUCCAGAUGGUCUACAGGAUAUUGCCUGCAAUAAAAGAGACAUUGCUCAAAUAUUCAAUACAUCUCGGGGCAACAUAACAGGUGAUUAUUUGUCACGUUUGUGCAAUGAGGAAGGUGCAUCAGAUGUUUUUGAGGAAUUCUCCCAAGUUUUACGUGAUCAACUUAAUUCUAAGAUAAUAGCAGACAAGCUGAAUAUAUCUCUGAACGAUUUGAUGAAUACGAGGAAGUAUGCUGAGAAGGCUUUAGCCGAUUUUCAGACAUUUGCUACUUUUGAAAAACAUCUUUAUGAUUUAUAUGUACUGGCAUCCAAGUUACCAGAGGGUAACUGUCCAAAACCACCAGAACCAGCAACAACAACGCCCUCAAUUGAGGAUGUGGAAAUGACCACGGUGAAGAGUAAAGUUUCAGAAGGGGUAUCAGAUAAACCAGAUGACAUAACAACGGUACCGUCAAAUACAGUUAGUUAUGAUAGUGGCGACGACAAUGAUGAUAUGUUGUACAACGCUUCCGAUACCGACGAGAACUUUUUCACAACAGUUACGACACAGAUGCACACAAAAAUGAAGGUCACACCGGUGCCCCUGGUGAAACCUAAGAAAAAAGCAGAAGAUGCUAAAAAGAAAAGAAAAAUUAGCCCCCAGAAGAAAAAACUUCUUAGGUUAUAUAGACUCUGGGCUAAUAUGCAGCCGGUUUUGUGCGGGAAGGAAGUUCGGACGGCUACCGACGAGCAGAUGGAGAAUGGGGACUACAAAGCGCUUGGUUUUGAUCACCAUCAAAAGAGAAGCUUUGAGAUUUUAGUCCAUAUUUUGUUCAGCAACCCAAAAAUACUAUAUGCACCAAAUACAACUGAUGUGAAUGCUGUUAUUAACCAAGCCAGUGAUUUUAUCUUUCUUUUCAACAACAUGACACACUUAUCAAAUGUAUGGCUGAAUGUUUCCAAGGAGAUAAGGGAGCAACUCUUUGACAACAGGACAGAGAGGGCGGUAGAGUGGAUGGCAGUGAUGCAAAAGGAGCUAUACAAUCAUAACAUGCUUUUUCCCAACAUAAGCCUGAAUGUUUUCCCACGGGAAUAUAUAUAUAAUGCUACCAACAAUGCCACAUCGGUGCUUUUGAAAGAGUUGAACACCAUUGAUAAUGCUGCUUGUGCCUGGCUGGAGAUCGCAUCUUACUUCAAUAUGGAUAUCUUCAAACCGUUUCCAAGUGAGGAGGCUCUGGUUGACUAUGUCUUGCAUCAGGCUGCAGCAGACAAUGUUACUGUUCUUGCAAAUGUUGUUUUUCAAGUGGAUAGGAAUGGUGAACUUCCACCACACACUGUAUUCAAGAUUCGUCAGAACUCGUCGUUCACAGACCGCACAGAUUUAAUCCGGAAACGUUACUGGACACCGGGAUCAAACCACCGUAAUAUCCUGGGCUAUUACACGUAUGGCUUCGUUUGGAUUCAGGACCUUAUAGAGAGGGCAAUCAUCGACAUGAGGGUUCAACGAAAAGUGACUGAGCCAGGAAAUUACGUGCAGGAAUUUCCAUAUCCUUGUUAUAGACAUGAUAAGUUUUUGUUUACAAUCGAACACAUCAUGCCAAUGAUUAUGAUCAUUUCCUGGGUUUAUUACGUGUCUAUGCUGACCCAGAGCAUUGUGUAUGAGAAGGAGAAAGGUUUGAAAGAGGUAAUGAAACUUAUGGGACUAAGCAAUGCAGUGCAUUGGGUGGCCUGGUUCAUCACUAGUUUCUUGGAGAUGUCAAUAACUAUAAUUGGCUUGGUUUGCAUCCUCAAGUAUGGAGAUGUCCUAGUCUACAGCAAUCCAGUGAUCGUGUGGCUUGUCCUCACAACUUUCUCAAUCGCCACCAUCAGCUUCUGCUUCAUGGUCAGCGUGUUAUUCUCAAAAGCUAGGCUAGCAGCAGCCUGUGCUGGUAUAAUGUACUUCACUAGUUAUGUACCUUACCUGUACAUUGGCAUCAGAGAGGAGACAGCUUUUCAGGACAUAUCACUCCUAGCAAAAAGCAUUGGUUCGCUGUUGUCAACCACAGCCUUUGGACUGGCAGCUAAGUACUUUGCAUUGUAUGAGGAGGAAGGUGUGGGUGUCCAGUGGAGCAACAUCCAUCUGAGCCCGGUAGAGCAGGAUGAAUUCAACCUCCUUAAGGUGAUCAUCAUGAUGGUAAUCGAUGCCUUCCUGUACCUGAUUCUCACCUGGUAUAUUGAGGCGGUACAUCCAGGUUCAUACGGCUUGCCCAGGCCAUUCUACUUUCCCCUGCAGUGGUCCUACUGGUUCGGUAACUCGUCUAGCUCUUGUUGCCCAGGCUCUCAGGGAAAAUACAGCAACAUGUCACUGAUGGACGAUGACCAAUCAUUUGCCAUGGCAGAAGCUGGACAAGGCCCUCAUAUGGAACCAGAGCCAUACCACUUGAACAUGGGUGUGUCAAUCAAGGGGCUUACCAAAGUGUACAAGACAGGCAAGAAGCUAGCAGUCAACAACCUUAGUUUGAACCUGUACGAAGGUCAAAUAACCUCAUUCUUGGGACAUAAUGGGGCUGGCAAAACCACCACGAUGUCCAUUCUGACUGGCUUAUUCCCACCUACUAAUGGGACAGCGACCAUAUAUGGCAAUGAUAUCCGCUCGGACAUGCUGGUGAUUAGGAAGAGUCUUGGAAUGUGUCCCCAGCAUAACGCACUCUUUGACAAAUUAACUGUUGAAGAGCAUGUUUGGUUUUAUGCAAGACUGAAGGGUACACCAAGCAGCUGUAUCAAGAAGGAGAUGGACAAAGUGAUCGGUGAUAUUGGAUUGAUGAAGAAGCGUAAACAGAAGGUUAAAGGGUUGUCUGGUGGAAUGAAGAGAAAGUUGUCAGUUGCAAUUGCAUUUGUCGGUGGAUCUCGCACAAUUAUUCUUGACGAACCAACUUCAGGAGUUGACCCUUAUGCUAGGCGAGCUAUCUGGGAGCUCCUACUGAAGUACAAAAGUGGUCGAACAAUUCUUCUCUCAACGCAUCAUAUGGAUGAGGCAGAUCUGCUCGGAGACCGUAUCGCAAUCAUAUCUCACGGGCAGUUAAAGUGCUGCGGCAGUUCACUGUUCUUGAAGGCCACUUUUGGUGAUGGGUAUCGACUGACACUCGUCAAAAGACGUUCUGAAACUGACUCAUCUAACGGGAGCAUAAGUAGUGACUCUGCAUUGAGUGAUUCUUUAAAUGCAUCAAAAACAUCUGCAUCAUUCCAUUCCAAUGCCUCAGAGGCUACCGUCACCUCAUUCAUUAAGACCUACAUCAGGAAUGCCGAGCUGACAUCAGAAACCAUCCAAGAGCUCUCCUACAUCCUGCCAUCUGAUGCUCAGAACAAGGGCAUGUUUGAGAAGUUCUUCAAUGCUCUUGAAGAAAAUAUGAGCAACCUAGAGAUCACUAGUUAUGGACUGGCGGACACAUCUCUAGAGGAUGUGUUCCUGAAGGUGUCAGAGAAGACAGGAGCUAACAGCGCAACCAUGAAAGAUGAUAAGAAGUCAUCCAACUCCUGGUUUGGAUGUCUUACAAAUAGCAGCUGCCGUCCAUCUGAAAUGGAAUUGCAAGAUGUGAACGAAGAACCAAGCACGUCAUCUGGAUCAAGCUUAAAUGAUGAUGAUGAUGUACCUCUCCUUGAAACAGAGGAAACACCUCCCAUAGAAGUGGAGAGCGGUGAAGGUUUGGACAUCAGCACUACUUACGUGACCGGAUUUUUUCUGUACACAAGUCAAUUCUAUGCACUUUUUGUCAAACGUCUUCAUCACAUCAAACGCAACCGCAAAGGACUAUUCUCCCAACUAUUGCUUCCAGUCUUCUUUAUCUGUGUUGCUAUGACGGUGGCACUUGCUGCCCCUCUGAUGGGUGAUCUCCCGCCUCUUAUACUCACCCCUUCUCAAUACCACCCUUUAACAAACCCAAGAGGGAAUUUCAUUCCUCAUACGAACGAAGCACUGAACCCACGCCAACAUGCUAAAAUAUAUCACUCAAUAUAUGGCGAUGCAACGCCUGAACAACUUACUGAAACCUUGAAGAUGCCUAGCGGUGUGGGUGCGACAUGUGUCGUGAAGACACCAUUCAACAGUACUCUUGAUGUGCAGUUAAAAGAGUUGAAUUACUCGUCCAGUAUUAAACUCACGGAUAAGUACUACGAUUCAAUGUGUAGACAGUCUUUCAAGAAAGGUCACAUGCUAAAAAACUACGUCCCAGAACCACCAAAACCAGUGACCAAGUAUUCGCCCAUAGCACCUGAACAAUGGAACGAGAAUGGUACAUCCAGAGGUGCUGUGCGAGAGAUUACAUGUAGGUGCUCUGAUGAUAACACUGGAUUCUCUUGUCCGGUUGAAGUAGGUAGCCCUUACCCUGAAGUCAUGAAAGUGAUCACAAGUGAUCGUAUGUUGAACGUUGACAGGCGGAAUAUCACACGGUACAUACUCUACACUACAGACAAAUAUAGGUUGCACAGAUAUGGUGCAUUUUCUGUUGGUAAUGUUCGUGAAUACGUGCCAAAGAUGUAUCAGGAUAUGUCAGCACCAGAGUACCGUAAGAUUGCCGUCAGAAAUGCAGCUAUGGCCUUCCAUAACCACAAAGGUUUCCAUAGCAUGCCAACAUAUAUCAACGUAAUUAACAACCUUAUACUGCGUGCAAACCUUGAUCCUGAUAUUCAUGGCAACCCGGCAGGAUAUGGCAUCACCGCCAUCAACCAUCCGAUGAACAAAACCAGCUACAAUAUUGAGAAUGACUACAUUGUUCAAGAGGGUACGAAUAUGGUCAUCUCAAUCUUCAUCAUUGUCGCAAUGUCAUUUGUACCCGCCAGUUUUGUUGUGUUCCUCGUUGCUGAGCGGUCUUCCAAGGCUAAACAUCUGCAGUUCAUUAGUAGUGUAAACCCAGCUGUCUACUGGUUGUGCAAUUUCUUGUGGGAUAUGAUGAACUACAUGGUACCAGCAAGUUGUUGUAUCCUCAUUUUAAAGCUUUUCAACAUUCCAGCAUACGCAUCACCCACAAACCUGCCAGCUGUUAUCAUUCUCUUCCUUUUAUAUGGGUAUUCCAUUACACCUAUGAUGUAUCCUGCAUCAUUUUACUUCAAUGAAUCCAGUGCUGCAUACGUCUUCCUUAUCAUCAUCAAUCUUUUCACCGGUAUCACCACGGUUAUAGCUAGCUUCAUGCUGGAGCUCUUCAACUAUGAUGAGGAGCUGAAAGAAGUUUAUGAAUUUUUACACAAGGCUUUCUUAAUGUUCCCCAACUAUUGCCUUGGCAAGGGCCUCAUGGAUUUGGCCUAUAAUGAGUUUUGGAAUGAAUUUUACUAUAAAAUAGGUGAAGAAGAUAAAGCUAAAAUGCCAUUUGAAUGGGAUGUGAUGACACGAAUGUAUGUCAUUAUGGGUAUAGAAGGCCUAGCAGCAUUUAUAUUCACUAUUUUAUUAGAGUACAAGUUCUUCAUCAGACCAAUAAGAAGACUUGGAAGGAAGCGUGAUCUAGGAGAAGAAGAUGAAGAUGUCGCAGAUGAACGCCGUCGCGUUUUGAGCGGAGAGGCAAACGAUGACAUUCUACGCAUUGAAAAUCUUACCAAAGUUUUCAAAUCGAGAUACUUUAGUAAGCAUUAUGCUGUGGAUAGGUUGUGUCUUGGAGUUCCCCAAGGAGAGUGCUUUGGACUACUUGGUGUUAAUGGUGCUGGAAAGACGACAACAUUUAAAAUGUUGACAGGCGACCAAGCGAUAUCCAAGGGUGAUGCGUUCCUGAACGGAAUCAGUAUAUUGAAGAAUCGGCUUGCUGUCUAUCGCUGUAUUGGUUACUGUCCACAAUUAGAUGCUCUCUUUGAUGAGCUAACAGCAAGAGAACAUUUACACUUGUAUGCUCGACUGAAAGGCAUUCCAAAGAAAGAUGAAAAUAAGUUGGUGGACUGGGCACUCAGAAAACUAGCUCUUGUGCAAUAUUCUAACAGGCCUGCCGGCACCUACAGUGGAGGAAAUAAACGCAAACUGUCCACUGCUAUAGCCCUUAUAGGGCGCCCUCAAGUUAUCUUCAUGGAUGAGCCAACGACUGGUAUGGACCCUCAUUCAAGACGAUUUUUAUGGGAUUUAAUACUCAGUAUGAUUAAAGAAGGAAGAUCUGUUGUACUCACUUCACAUAGUAUGGAGGAGUGUGAGGCACUUUGUGGCCGCCUUGCAAUCCUUGUAAACGGACGUUUCAAAUGUUUAGGCAGUAUACAGCACCUCAAGAACAAAUUUGGUGGCGGAUAUACUGUCAGCAUCCGUGUCAAAGGUCCCCAGCCAAACACUGCUCCAGUUAAGCAGUUUUUCCUUAAUGAAUUCUCUGAUGCAGAACUCAAGGAUGAGCAUCAUAACAUGUUACAAUACGGCAUCAUGCUCAGCAAUACCUCGCUCAGUGAAUUAUUCUCGCGCCUCGAGAGCAUGAAAGGGGUAUUGCAAAUAGAAGAUUACUCUGUUAGUCAGACUACUCUUGAUAAUGUGUUCAUAAAUUUUGCUAAAGAACAGAUGGGACAACUUGAUGAUUUUGUGGAUUCAAGUAAAGAACUGAAUGUGGACUCUAGCUUACAAUUGCAGAAUCUCAUGAGAGCCAGUAGUAAUGGAACCCUUGAUCUGGAGGAUGAUGAUGACGAACCUCUUCUCCAGAUGUUUGGUCAAAAUGAAGAAGAGAUAGUAUGUUAGGCUUAUGUUAUCAAUUUCACUCUG